AUGGGACAUGGGUUGGGAAAAUGGAGGCUGAAGAGGAGAGGAGAUUGCAACCACGAAUCCAUUGCCGAAGAAGUAGAAGAUCUCAAGAACCUGGAGGAUGCGGCUUUUAAAUUAGUCUUGUCCUUCUUGCCGGACGUGUUUGAGAUGCGCUUCGCCAAGAUGCCGGAUGAACCAGAAGAACCUGUGAUUCCAGCUUCUUCUCCCGUGGUGGUGCCACCUCCCACCAAGGUGGCUCCUCCUUCGUCUAGCGACAGCAGCAGCGAUAGCUCUUCGGACAGCGACAGCUCGUCGGAUGACUCCGAGGAAGAGCGAGCUCAGCGGUUAGCGGAGCUCCAGGAACAGCUGAAAGCGGUGCACGAACAACUCGCCGCCCUCUCCCAGCCUCAACAGAACAAACCAAAGAAAAAAGAGAAAGACAAGAAGGAGAAGAAGAAGGAGAAGCACAAAAAGAAGGAAGAGCUGGAAGAUGCCAAGAAGAGCAAAGCCAAGGAACCGCCACCCAAGAAAGCCAAGAAAAGCAACAGCAACAGCAGCACCUCCAG
Messenger RNA from Antrostomus carolinensis (chuck-will's-widow), 542 nucleotides. Its product is annotated as bromodomain-containing protein 4-like. The transcript has 3 exons. The annotation marks the transcript as partial. Gene Ontology annotation, cellular component: nucleus; chromatin. The record is from RefSeq and is a predicted model, not a curated record. Gene Ontology annotation, biological process: regulation of DNA-templated transcription; chromatin remodeling. NCBI's taxonomy places the organism in Eukaryota, Metazoa, Chordata, Aves, Caprimulgiformes, Caprimulgidae.